AUGGACUUGGGUGUGGCCUUGUUCCUCCUUAGCGUCGGCUUGACCAUUCUCAUCGGGAGAAUUCUAUCUUCGCAGCGGCGGCUCCCUCCAGGUCCCUUCUGUUUCCCCAUUUUUGGAGCACUCUUCUCCCUCCAGGAGCCACUCCACCAGCACUUUGCGAAGAUCAGCAAGAAGUAUGGGCCGAUUGUCUUCCUCAAGAUCGGAAUGGUCCCGUUUGUGGUGGUGACCGACAAGGAAAUGGCAGCGCAGGUUCUUAAGGCCCACGACCUCGAGUUUGCAAGCCGGCCGGACGAAGAGUUCUUUCGGAUCGUCAGCCACGACUGGAACGAUCUUAUCCUGGCGCCCAUCGGUGAUAAGUGGAAGACAAUGAGGAGGAUUUCUAGCACACACCUGUUUAACAACAGUACGCUAAAGGCUAGCGCAGGAUUCCGGGAGUCGGAGAUGAAGCAUGCAGUCAAGGCCAUUUUCCAGCAAUCCGGGACAACGAUCAAGCUGCAAGAGGUUUUGAGCAAUCUCGCGUCAAAUUCACUAUGCCUGGUUCUUUUUAGCAAGCGGGGGGUGGAAGUGGUGGAUCUCAUCCGGAACAUACUCGGUCUAAGCUUGAACUUGAACAUUGGAACCCUGCUUCCGGCACUCGACUGGCUGGAUCUUCAUGGAGUCUACAAGAAGCUCAACACGGAGCUCGUACCUCGCCUUAAGCUCUUGCUGGAAGAUCAAAUCGACAAGCAUCGACGUAGGAAAGAUCAAGCUGGGGACACAUUCGUCCCUCAGGACUUCACCGACGUUCUUAUAUCUCUCGAGGACAAGGAUAAGCUGUCAAACAUCUCCAUCUUGGCACUGCUCUCGGUAAGCAUCUAG
Messenger RNA from Selaginella moellendorffii, 858 nucleotides. Its product is annotated as flavonoid 3'-monooxygenase. NCBI's taxonomy places the organism in Eukaryota, Viridiplantae, Streptophyta, Lycopodiopsida, Selaginellales, Selaginellaceae. The record is from RefSeq and is a predicted model, not a curated record. Gene Ontology annotation, molecular function: monooxygenase activity; iron ion binding; oxidoreductase activity, acting on paired donors, with incorporation or reduction of molecular oxygen. The transcript has a single exon. The coding region runs from base 1 to 858 and encodes 285 amino acids.